UCGUCCCUGACGCCGGCCCUUUUGUAUGCAAAACAUCGCCGGUCCAUUGCGACAAGUGAUUGCCUCAUUCGGUCACUUCACUGGACGUUUCACCGCGGCCGGGGCGUCGGCAGAAGUCUUGAGGGGCCGUCCACCCUCACUCCCGUUUUCUCAUAUAAUCUGUACUUGUUUGAAAAAAAGAUAAAGUUUCCCUCAUCCUUUUUUUUAAAAAAAGUGUUCAAAUGUUGAUGUUGCCUCAAAAGGGGUUUUGUAGCUGGGGGGGGGGGAAGACAACAAAAAUUAAACCUCCCAAUUCCACUCCCCUCAGUGCCCACUCUGCGCAGGUGUUGAAUACCAGUUGCAGCAGCAGGAAGCGCGUGAGAUGGCGGUAGCCCGUCGUGAGGCGGCGGCGACGGUUGCUGAAGCCGUUGUUGCUAAGGGCGGUUGUUAGGGAGGCGCGCGCGGGUGGAGCAGCACCCUGGAUGACCGUGCUGAGCGGUGAUGGCGAUGCCGCAGGUUUGAACCAAGUACAAUAUGUCAGAAUAUCCACAACUUCUUCGCAGACCAUUGCCACCAAAAGAUGCAAUACCUGCAAAAUCCUGUGAACUGAAGAGUAGACCUCCUGAUAAAAUUCCUACGAAAAAUGCAGAAUCUCCCAAGGGUGAACGCAAGAAGGAAUAUGCAAAAGAAUCAGACUCUACCAAUCAACUGGAGACACCCUGCUGCUCUUCUGCUCCGAAUAAAUUUCUUUCCUGGGAUUUUGCCGUAUGUGGACAGGAUGAUUUGAGUUUUGCAGAGGAUGACCUUUGGUACAGUUUGAAUGGUUUUCUUCAGGAACCCAGUGUGAGAGUUCCACGUUUGCAAAGUAAAGGCAUAGUUUUAUCCCGUUACAACUAUGAAAAAAUUAUGAGGCUCCUUGCUGCUGAGUUACGGAAUCAGAACCAGGAGAAAGUGAACAUUGUAGAAUUGCCUAUUGAUGAUAUUCCACCUGUGUUGAGACGAGUACCUGAGAGACAGCGCACUAUUGAAAUGAUUGCUGCUGCUAGGCACUUAGAAAAUGACCUAAAAAGUGGUAUUGGGCCAGAACUGCCUGGCUAUACAGGAGCAGGACCAAGUAUUGAAGGAGAUAACGAAAUUGUUGAAUCUUCAGACAGUGAAUCCCUAGAAUCAGAGGAAAAACCAGAAGGAAACAUAAACCCAUAUGCUCUUCUUGUUCUAAGAACCCUAGCAAUCAGGAAAGAUUCUUUAAACCUCAGGGGUCAUUUUCUUCACCAACUUCCUGAUCUGACUGCACUUGUUUCCAUAUUGAAGUAUCUGAACCUGUCGUUCAACACUUUACAGGACAUUCCUGUGGCGAUUUAUAGAUUCUCCCACCUUGAAGUGCUAAAUUUACGAGAUAAUCCUAUAGAGGAGAUUUCUUCUGAUAUUGCAAAACUGACGAAUCUGAGAAUCUUUAAUGUUUCUUUCUGCCAGAUUUCCACCCUGCCUGAUGGAUUAUUCCGUUUAUCAAAUCUCCAGUCCCUGAAUGUUGCCUAUAACAAGAUUUCAGUUAUUUCCAAUGACAUUAAGAACUUAAGAAAACUUCAGUUUUUAAACAUUGCAGGAAAUGAGCUGACGACAUUGCCCAAUGACCUCCUUCAACUCAAGUUAAAGCAAUUGCGUUUGGAGAAUAAUUACUUACAUCCUUUGUUCUGGGAAGAAAAUGCUCGGAACCAACCACAACGACUGACUGACCUAGCUGCUGUUACUUUCUCCAAGGGCCACUUAAUUCAGCAGCACACAAACAUUCCUAAAGAGGUACAAGCUGUACUUAACAAUGCAACUAUGUGUGAGUGCUGCAGAGGACCUUUGUUUGGCCCAGGAAUUAAACUGAUCAAGCCACGUAAGACAGUCUUUCACACUGAAAGCCUCCCGUUCUUGUAUCAUGCCUGUUCACCAUCUUGCCAUAAAUGGUUCAUAUCCAAGAGUGGCUGAAUGUAUUCUUCACUAAGCUUUGGCCUACUGGAAAAAGAAGUAUAUGAGGACCAUGUUCAAUUUGAUAUGGGAGCCUUUAUGAACUCCUGGUAAACAUUUCAUUUCAGCACUGUAAACAUUGUUCAGUGUUCAUAUCUUAAGUGGUCAUAAAGUAUUUACUGUGCACACUUGUAAGCAAAUUAAUUCAGCAGUACGAGUAAUUAUUUAAAUUCAGCAAGACACUGUUUUAAAGUGUUGACCUAAUUUGACUUGCUGUCAACUCAUGAAAACUCAUGUGGCUUAGCUGUUUAAUGAGGUUUUUAAAAGGGGAUCCACAUUUUAAAAUAUUAAAAUACAAAUCUUGAUUUUAGAUGCAAACAUACUCACCAUUGCAUCCUUCAAACUGACAAUCUUCGAAACAAUUGUACUACUGCUUUUGCAAACUAUUCAUAGCAUACUUAAUAUUUGAAAAUACUUAACAAAAUUCCUAAUUCUUACCUAUUUGUGUAAUGAGCACCACACUACUCCAGUGUUGGUCCUUAACACAAAAAUGUGAUAAGGAUUGAAAAUUCAUUUUGGUGUAGAAAACAGGUGGUUGAGGACCGGAUAAGUCUGCAAGGCUUUGACGAGUGGAAUUGUGCAUCCAUUGGUUUGACUUUCCAACUGUUCGUAAUUCUCAUAAUAACAUAGGUGGUUGCUUAGAAUGUUGGUUCAAUUAGGCACUAAAAAUGGUGCAGUUGUGUACGCUUUUAGUCACAAUUCAGGCAUUAUACUCUGGAGUGAGACUGUCUGUUGAAUGAGUAGCUCAAAUUUCAUGAUAGUAAAGCAGCAACAAGCAUCCUGAAUUUAGAAGUAAUGAAGAAAAUAUAACAAUCUCAGAAACUGAGGUAUUUAAGUAAUUUCAGAAACUUUAGUUCAUCCAGUUUUCUUGUCACAUACUCAAAUAUUUUUGAGCUAAAUGAAAUUUUCUAAUUUAAACAUUAAAAAUCACUUAUUUCCUGCAUGAUUAACAUUACCUGUGAAAUUAUUUUGUAUCCUCUAUUUGUUUUUUGCUCAGAGGUCUGAGCUUCAUUUGAAAGCCCAAGGAUGGAAUUGAUAUUCUUUCCCGAGCUCUCAAACUGUCAACUGAAUGCAGUUAAUGACUGCCUACAAUUUCUAUGUAGACACAGUCUGAUGAUGGUAGUGUGUCCAGGACCUCUCAACAUGUGCCGUAAUGAAUCAUGCAGUGUUGCUAGAAACAUGAAUUCCGUUGGUUAUGGCAGUAUUAUAUCAAAUUAUUUCUAAACAAAUCAAGCAUUAAUUUCUCUAGCUUCUUGCGAUAAAGUUUGAAAGGUUGAGAAAAAUCUAAUUAAAGUGCUUAAUUUGUUACUUCAGAGAUGCCAUUGAGAAAAACAAAUAAAAAUACAUCAGAUUACUGACCUGUGUUUCUGUUUAUACUGAAAAUUUUAAAACAGUCUUCACUUUGUCCUAGUGACAAAUUCAAGAUGUGUCUUGCCUGAGGUUAUAAUAGUAUUCAUGUGGUUUGUUUAUCCAAAUGAACAAAGCAAAAAGUUUUAGAAUUUUUUUUCUUCCUGUAGUAAUUUAUCAAGUGUGUCUUUACUUCAGAGAGAGGCUGCCUUGGAAAUACAGAGGAUUGAUUAUAGUAUGAAUGCCUUUUGUGUUUAUAAUGAAAGUCUGUAAAAAGCGUGAUUUUGUUAUCCAGAAAGAUUGAUGCAGUUGUACUAACUAUUUAACCAGCUGGAAUUGUCACAGGAAAUGCAGUAUUUAUUUUCCAGGAAUCAAUCAAAAAAUAUUUGUUUCACAGCACCCAGCCAGGUUUUAGGCAUCUCUUUAUAUGUGGAGCUAUAUACUUCUUCACCAUAUUCGAGGCCCCUUAGAGAGACAUAGCACUUGCUGACCUUGAAUCAGGAUAUGAGAAAUUUGCCUUGAAAUUACACAUAUAAAAAAUACAGUCCGCACACAUCAUGCUUUGUUGCAGAUGCAAAAACAAUUUAAAGUUUCGGAUGCUUUUCUGAUGCAGCUGAUGUGCACAUUUCAGCUGCAAAAUUCGUUGACUGUAAAUUCAUUAGGUGCUGAUCUGAAAUAUUGCAAAUAUUAUUGCAUUUAUCUUAGUUGACACUGCAGUUUCAUCUAGGGCUAAUAUUUCACACUUCAUUUAUUUAAUUUGAAUGAAUACAGCGAUUUCACUGAGAUGAAUCGUAAAAUAAUUUGUAAAUCAAAGAAGGACUUUUCUCGGGCUACCUUUACUAUUGCAGCUAGUUCAUAUCUUGCAGUUCCUUGUAUUCCUGUCACGUUGUCAGAUUUCUCUUUAACAUUCCCUGUUUUUUGUAAUAAUCUUUUAUGUUUCAUCACUUCACUGCUGCGAUGUCCAUUAGUUUGGCCCCAAUUUUCUCCUGUCUGUAAUUAAUUUCCCCUGACUAAUCAGUUAAUAGAUUUAACAUCUUUACAUUUCACUUGCAAGGGGAGAACUGGAGAAGGAAAUUUUGUCAGUUGAUCAAUAAUAAAACUUAUGUUU
Molecule: messenger RNA, 4447 nt
Organism: Stegostoma tigrinum
Lineage: Eukaryota; Metazoa; Chordata; Chondrichthyes; Orectolobiformes; Stegostomatidae
Product: leucine-rich repeat-containing protein 63-like
Exons: 10
Coding region: 514-1953 (479 amino acids)
Molecular function (GO): protein binding
Source: RefSeq, a predicted model, not a curated record